This is a messenger RNA of Knipowitschia caucasica, 1614 nucleotides long. Lineage: Eukaryota; Metazoa; Chordata; Actinopteri; Gobiiformes; Gobiidae. The record is from the annotation of a GenBank genome assembly.
AUGAAGAGGAAUUCACUCACUACAUUGCCCGACAAUCUGGCGCAGAAACUUCCAAAUCUCAUUGAAUUAUAUUUACACUCAAACAGCAUAGUCAUCGUCCCGGAAGCAAUUGGAAACUUGGCAAAACUCCAGUCAUUGGAUCUGAGUAACAAUGCUCUUCAAAUGCUUUGUCCCGAAAUUGGUCGUUUAAGAUCUUUAAGGCAUCUGCGAUUAUCCAAUAACCAGCUGAACUGCCUUCCUCCAGAGAUUGGAGACCUACAUGAACUAGAGAGUCUGGAUGUAUCCAUGAACAAUCUUAAAUCUCUGCCUGACAGACUGCAUCAUUGCCUAUCACUUCAGAAUCUCACAGCCGACCACAAUCACCUCAGAUAUGUUCCCAGGCAGCUGUGCUGGCUCCAUCGCCUCAAUCAGCUUUCAAUAGCUGCCAACAGACUAAACUUUCUUCCAAUUGAUUUGGGCAGGUCCCGGGAAUUACAGUUUGUGUUUGUUGACCACAAUUCUGAUUUGAAAGGCCUUCCCUCCCACCUUUACACCAAGGCCAUUGGCUGCAGCGGGUGUGGAGUUUCUUCUCAAGUAAAAGAAGAAGAAAUCGAGCCACUGGAAGCAUUACCUGCUGAAGUUAAAGUUGUAGGUUCAGGGACAGGGGCCACUGUGGCUCCCUUAGAAGAACUCGCCUUAAGGACCUUACACUGUGUCUACCUCCACAGGUUAUCAGAUCUGCACCUUAUGCCUAACAUCACAUUGCCCAAGAGUCUGCUGGAGCUGCUGCAGUUUCCUCUGGGCCACUGUCAUUGCUGUAGCCAAGCCAUGUUCACCAUCAUCUAUCCCAAACUGUUCCCAAUCCAAGACACGGCACUAGCAGGAGUGCAUCGCAGGACGAGGCACGAGAACAUCCCCGAAAACAAGACACAAGUUGACAACAAACGGCUAUUUCUGAUUUUUGUGCUUGAGACCCGUGCAGACCAAGUAGCUGAUGAGUCUCUGGAAAGCACUCGGCGUAUGCUAGCAUUGGUUGAGGAGAGCAAAGAUGCUGGGAUCAGGACUCUGGUCAUGUUGGACGAACAGGGAGAACAACUUGAUCGCGUGGAGGAGGGCAUGAACAAGGUCAACGCAGACCUGAAGGAGGCCGAGAAAGAUUUAAAAGAUAUAGGACAAUGCUGUGAACAACUGGAGCGCAUCGAGGAGGGAAUGGACCAGAUCAAUAAGGACAUGAAGGAUGCAGAAAAGAAUUUGAACAAUCUAGGACAGUUCUGUGGUCUAUGUUCAUGUCCCUGUAACAAGAUUAAAGGUGGAGGCCAGGCCUGGGGAGCUAACCAGGAUGGAGUAGUGAACAGUCAGCCUGGAGCUCGAGUGAUGGACGAGCGAGAGCAGAUGGCCAUCAGUGGGGGCUUUAUUCGCAGGGUAACGGAUGAUGCCAGGGAGAAUGAGAUGGACGAAAAUCUGGAGCAGGUGGGAGGAAUUAUUGGUAACCUGCGCCACAUGGCCUUGGACAUGGGUCAGGAGAUCGACACCCAGAACCGCCAGCUCGAUAGGAUCGUGGAGAAGGCUGAUUCCAACAAGACUCGCAUUGAUGAGGCCAACCAGCGUGCAACAAAAAUGUUGGGAAGUGGCUAA